AUGAUAGGGUUUGAAGAUCUUAAGAUUAUUUCUUGGAAUGUUAGAGGCGCCCUCCAUGAGAAUGGUAAGCGCUUUGUGAAGGAAUUAAUAAGGACUAAGAAUCCUGAUAUUGUCUUUCUUCUGGAAACUCGAUGCCAAUUCACUAGAGCUAGCAGAUUUUGGAAAUCACUGGGAUUUUCUUCAUCAUUCAUAAGUGAGGCAGUAGGGUUUAGAGGUGGCAUUUGGGUUCUCACCAAAACCAAUGCUAACUUCAACACCCGCCUGCUGCAUAUGCACAAUCAAGCAAUCUCUUUUGGAAUUUGGAGAGACAAUUUCUCCUGGGCUUGCACCGCCAUCUAUGCAUCUCCGUCUCCGGCUCAAAGGGAAGUGUUUUGGGAUCACCUUUGUCAUGUUAGAAUUGGUAUCACCAUACCUUGGCUUCUUGUUGGUGACAUGAAUGAGAUUCUUUCCCCUACGGAGGUUAGAGGAGGAGAAUUUUUUCCUAAUAGGGCUAAUAAAUUUGCAGAAGUCCUGGGAAGCUGCAACUUGAUUGAUCUUGGCCUAGUGGGUGGCAAUUUUACUUGGUACCGUAAGCACAACAAUAGAAUUAUUCUCUCCAAACGUCUGGACAGAGCCCUCGGCGAUGUGGACUGGAGAACUGAAUUCGCUGAUGCUUUCGUGGAAGUGCUUCAUAGGAUUCACUCUGAUCAUUGCCCUCUCUUGAUCCAUUGUAGCGCUUCCAGCCCUAAUCAAGUCACGGCUUGA
Messenger RNA from Lotus japonicus, 744 nucleotides. RefSeq lists its product as uncharacterized. Gene Ontology annotation, molecular function: catalytic activity. Lineage: Eukaryota; Viridiplantae; Streptophyta; Magnoliopsida; Fabales; Fabaceae. The coding region runs from base 1 to 744 and encodes 247 amino acids. The transcript has a single exon. The record is from RefSeq and is a predicted model, not a curated record.